AUGGCAGCGAACAAGCUCUUCCUCAAGUCGACAUGUUCCAGUUGCUUGUCCGCCAAGACAGCAAGGAGACCCGGCAAACAGUUCCUGUCGAUGAACAGCAGGCGCGACUUCCUGCAGUUAGCUGUUCUUCUGUCUGCUGCAUCAUCAGCUACAGGCGUGCUUGCUGAGGAUGAGGCGAGUCAGAAGAUAACAGCAAACAAGAGAUAUCAGGGACCUUCGGCCUAUGGCUUCAGCCUUAACUACCCCAAGUCUUGGAAGCCCAACAAAAGGAUUGGGAACAAACAUCUUUACGAUCUCGAG
This is a messenger RNA of Guillardia theta CCMP2712, 300 nucleotides long. RefSeq lists its product as hypothetical. The transcript has 4 exons. NCBI's taxonomy places the organism in Eukaryota, Cryptophyceae, Pyrenomonadales, Geminigeraceae. The annotation marks the transcript as partial. The record is from RefSeq and is a predicted model, not a curated record.